CUUGCCUCGCGAGCACCUGCGUCCCUCUGACGUGUGGGCCGGAGCACUACAUAGUGCUGUAACUCGCUACACGCCCGCCAUAUCCGCAACGACGAUGAGCACGCACUCCCCACGACGGUGGGGGUUAGGGAAAUCGCUGCUGUGUCUCGCCCCGCUUCUGGUUGGCGUGCCAUUCCUGGCGUACCGCGAGAACUAUGCCCUGCCUGAGCCCGUCAUAGACCUAACAAACCCGACCACUGGCCUCCCUCAGCUCUCUGAGGCCCGCGUGCUAGCACACGCCAAGUACCUGUCUGAAGAUAUCGGCUUUCGGACGGUGGGGACGCGCGAACAUGCAGAGGGAGACGCGUGGAUGGUCAAGCAGGCGGAGGAUAUCCAAAGGCAGUGCGAGGAGAUUGUGCGCGCACAUCCUACGAGGAAGCUGGAAUGUGAGGUUUGGCAUCAACAAGGAAGCGGGGCACAUCGGUUUGACAUGAUGGGCCACCGGCUGUACAAGACAUAUGUCGACUUGACGAACAUCGUUGUGCGUGUAUCGGACGGCACGCAAGAAGGGAAGCAGCAUGCAGUUUUGGUCAAUGCUCACUUAGAUAGCACGCUACCCUCCCCGGGUGCUGCGGAUGACGCACUCUCGGUGGGCAUAAUGCUAGAAUGCAUGAGGGUGCUUGUAAACACGCCUGACUGGGUGCCAUCGCAUGCCAUCAUAUUCUUGUUCAACAAUGCAGAAGAGUCAUUGCAAGACGCAUCACAUCUAUUCGCCACACAGCAUCCCAUUCGAGAGAGUGUGCGUGCCGUAGUCAACCUCGAAGCUGCCGGAACCACUGGACGCGAACUCCUCUUCCAAGCGACAUCCGAGGAGAUGAUCCGCGCAUACUCUCAUGUACCCAGGCCAUACGGGACGAUCGUCGCCAACGAAGUCUUCAGUUCGGGAAUCAUCCUCUCAGAUACCGACUUUCGACAGUUCCAAGAUUAUAUGAAUGUCACUGGAUUAGAUAUCGCUGUGAUCGGGAACAGUUAUCUGUACCAUAUGCGCAAAGACCUCGUAGAGAACAUCGAGCCAGGCGUAGCGCAGCACAUGGGCGAGAACGUCCUUGCCCUGCUCCUCCACCUCUCUUCUCCUGAGUCGCCCCUGCCCAACCUCACCGCGGGCUUCACUAAGCCGAAGACAGUCUUCUACCAGUAUCUGGGUGCUUUCAUCAUCUACUCCUUCCGAACCGCGAACAUCCUCUACAUCACGCUCUUCGUCGCCUCCGCCGCGCUCGCCCGCGCAGUGUACGUGGACCCCGCCCCUGCACUCCGGACAAAGAGUGCGCUUGGGGAGCAGGUGAAGAGCGCAGCAGCAGUGGGUGCAGCUGUCAUCGGGGCUUUGGUGGGUGCAAACGUGGUUGCACUACUUAUGGCGAAAGGGCUCGGCAAGGGUAUGAGCUGGUUCUCUUCGGAGCGGUCUUGCAUGCUUCUGUAUGCGCCUGCUGCGCUCUCUGGUGCGCUCUUGUCGCAGUUGCCCUUCGGUCGGCUUCGGGAGCGCACAACAUUCGCGUCCGUGAUACUCCUGCAAUCGUUCGUGGCGUGCGUAGGCCAGCUACUGGGUGUCGGCUCUGCGGGCGUGUUCGCGCUGACGGCCUUCCCGAUGGUCGUCGCGACCGCCCUGAACGCUAUUUUGACGAAGGCUGGCGAUGAUAUAUCGCUCUGGAGCUACGCGGUCGCGUUGUUCACGCCUCUGUCACUGGGCGCGCAGAUGUUCUUCAUCGUGCUGGACGUGUUCGUGCCGCUGACCGGUCGGACUGGCGAGGAAGCUCCUGCCGAGCACAUCAUUGCAUCCAUCGUGGCAGGUGUAGGCGCAUACACGCUGCCUCUAUUGGUGCCGUUCAUGCACCGUUUCGGGCAACGAACCAUUACACGUGCGACCGUGCUGUGCACGAUGCUGACUGCAGUUGCCAUUGCUGUCUUCUCAAUGCGUUCGCCGUUCGAUCAAAUGCACCAGAAGAGGAUGUUCGUGAUUCACAUGGAGAAUAUUACGACGCAAGAGCAGUACCUGCACGUUGCUGCUGCAGACAGUGCGCCGGGUUUCCCGCAGCUCGCCCAGCGCAUUGCGGAGGACUGGAGUGUACCGGGCGCGGUACCGACGCCUAUGACCAUGGACGCCUGGAACAACGAUUGGGACGUCGUCUAUCCAUUUUCGGCGUUCCUGACUCCGUAUAAGUUCGAAUUGCCGCUCAAGUCAGAGCACUUGGACGCUAUAGAUCAUGGGUUCGCUGUUUCAGCGACGAAUGACACGACCGACCGGCACUCGGGUACUCGAAGCCUGACGCUCUUGGUCAGACACCCGGGCAUUAUUUGGACAGCGAUCGCAUUUAACGCCCAUGUGCUGAAGUGGACGCUGGACGAAAGCCCGCCGGAAGAGUACGCGCGGCAUUACGUCAAGGAGGGCUCGUUCUACGGGCACGACGCGUGGUCGCUGGACAUGGUCGUGAAGAUCCCAGAGCACGACCCGGACGCGCGCAUCGCGGUGAACUUUGUCGGCAUUCACGAGAAGGCGAUGUGGCCCGCAAAGGUCGCGGAGAAGGCGCACGGCGGACGCGCGAUGCAGCUGUUUGAGGAGUUCGAUGCCUGGUUGGAGAAGGAAACCGCCGGCACGGCUGAUGCACUCCUCUUGGGCUGUGUCGGCGGGAUCACAAUAGUAUGAUUAAUUCCUGACAAGUAUAUUGUAUUGACCGCCAUGCACCCCGUGAUGCAUGUCCAGUAGAGCACUGGACGUUUCACAUAGCUUGCACAUAGCAGUCUCUUCUGUGCUACCGACAUUGAAAGCAUACAGACUAGUGCCUGAGGCGGUAAGUCCGACUCUGGUAUACACAUGAAUCGCAGAGUGCGG
Messenger RNA from Rhodofomes roseus, 2863 nucleotides. RefSeq lists its product as uncharacterized. The transcript is spliced from 15 exons. Gene Ontology annotation, molecular function: metalloexopeptidase activity. Gene Ontology annotation, biological process: proteolysis. Lineage: Eukaryota; Fungi; Basidiomycota; Agaricomycetes; Polyporales; Fomitopsidaceae. The record is from RefSeq and is a predicted model, not a curated record. Bases 95 to 2677 code for a protein of 860 amino acids.